Messenger RNA from Coregonus sp. 'balchen', 4630 nucleotides. NCBI's taxonomy places the organism in Eukaryota, Metazoa, Chordata, Actinopteri, Salmoniformes, Salmonidae. The record is from the annotation of a GenBank genome assembly.
CGUCAACAGCGGAAGUGGUGUUGCUUUGACGGACUUCCCACUGACACGCAUCAACCGGUCAUUAAAUCUGUUCGUCAUUCAGACUCCUCGUCGAACCGGGUUCACUUAGUGUAUUGUUUGGUUGUCGUUUUCGGUUUAUGAUUUUCCUUUUAUUGAGUAGGUUAUCAGCGAAGGUGCCGAGCGUUGUGUACAGGGCCGCAUUGAUCAUGAAGCCGCAGGUUGUGUUCGUGUUGGGCGGGCCUGGAGCGGGGAAAGGGACCCAGUGUGCCAGAAUCGUGGAGGUGAGAUGGCGAGGAAAGAACAAUGAAAAGGACAAAGAUAAUUUGACAGGGCAUUGAAUUGUGUUGGGGAAAGAAACCACUAACAGAUUUGAGGGGAUUGUGUUCACUUUUGUUGGCUUCUGUCCAUCAGAGACCAGCUAAAUGGAUCGACUUCCGGUUUUUGUCCUCUGAAAUGUAACCUACUCAUUAUGCUAGUUAGUUAGCUAGCAUAGCUAUGCCAAGACCAUACUAGCUAGCAAGCUAACUAGUUAUGUGAGCAAUGAAUAAUAAUGAUAUUUUUUCCAUCAAAGUUAGCCUUUCAACUAGCGAACAAUCUGAAUUUUUUUCCUGAAUAUCAGAAGGGUGUACUACAAAGCAGAAUCAAUGUGUUAGCCAGCAAACUUUGAUAAACAACCAGAAAAAAUAACACAUUUUCUGGUUAUUGGUUGUUGAGUCAAUUAGACCAUGCCCUUUUCUAGUUUUUCUGUCUUAUUUAGGCAAGUUUAGCUGGCAAACUCAUAGAUCGUUUUUGGUAGUAUACCCCUCAGGAGUCAAAGUGGGCUAUGGCUCGCCAACAAGUGACAGAAGAGGCUAGCCUACUUCUUUAGUCCAACUCAAGGACCUUACAUGUUAUGUUCAGAGGCGAAUUGGCUCUGGCAGCCAAAACAGCCAAAUAUUCCAAAUAUUCUCAAUUGCAGUACAGUUCUAGAAACAUAAAGCCCGCUACUUUGAUAUCACAUUUUAAAAAAAUCACAAAGGCUAAAUAUACAAAUACGGUACACUUUUAACCGGUUUUAACAGUUGCAGCUGACACUAUUUUUCAGUUACAACAUGUUUGUGGCGUCCUUCUUCCGUUACACACAGGUGUGCGGAGGCCCGCAUAUAGCUAAUUAGCAGAUGUGGUCGCCUCUGUCUUCCGUAAACAAGCGCUGUAACAUGGAAAUAUGUCCGUGUGGGAACCCUAACCAUAUAAAGUUGUGUAGGAACCUUUUGUUUUUUUGAAAAUAAUUUCUCACUGAUAUGAAAGUUAAGUUCCAAAUGUUUUCAAAACUGUAUCGCGUGCAAGGCGUAUUUGCAUUUAGACAGCAUUUGGGCAGCGUCGGUGCGCUGUCCUCAGCCAGCAGACAGGUUCGUGAAUAGACGGUAUAUACCGUCUAUGAAUGGGCUAGCUCUAUGUUCAUUGUGGUAGGCUUCUAGCUACAUACACAGAGUAGCCUAUGCACUGAUAUUGACAUCAUACCAAUGCGUAGUCUACAUCUUAUCAGUUCAGCUGUUGUGCAAUUCACAUUAUGUCAAGUUUAUCUGCAAUGCACCUGCUCUAAACCUCCAGCCAAUGCCCUUGAACAAGUAGUCUUGAGAAAUGAAGGCAGAUGUUUAUCUGAGUCUGGGUGGGGUUUUACAUCUAAAGAUAAAACUCAAACAGUUGGAAGAGUUAGCAUCUACUACUGCUAUUCAGCUGUCUGACAUAUUAACGCCCAACAUUGUAGCUCCCCCUUGGCUUUCUUCUGUGCCAAGACAAGUUUCCUGCAUUUGCCAAUUACUUUGUUUAGACCUAUAUUCAUACAAAGCUGGGCCACGUGUGUUUGAGUAAGCAUCCUGUUCAAACAUGAAGAAACACGUGUUCUUAAGCCACCCACCCACUUAUAAAGCCUGUCUUCAUACAGCGAAAUAUAAAAAUCCCUUCCCCUGCUUUCAGUGUUAGUGGAGCACAGCAGCAUCCUUUUAGAACAAUAACCAACAAUGCCUAUGACGCUGCUCUUUUCAAUGUAUUCUCUACUUAAUGCAUUGUUACUAUUGCACUCCUUUUAAAAAUGACAUUAGUCCCGGACAAUUUAAUUCUCAUAACCAAUUGAUUUCUAAGCAAAGUAACAUACUUUGUUAGUACAGUACAGGUAUGUUUCUGUACAAUUGUCCCACAUAAGCAGUUGGAUCAGUGAUUAUUGUUAGAGUAGUGCACUGUGUUGUUUUAGUUAAGGCUGGCAUUAACCCUUUGUGUUUUUCACAGAACUACAGUUACACCCACCUGUCUGCCGGAGACCUGCUGAGGGCCGAGCGAAGCCGAGAGGGGUCAGAGUUUGGACAGCUCAUUGACAGUUACAUCAAGGAAGGCAAGAUCGUCCCUGUCGAGAUCACCAUUAACUUACUCAGGAAGGUAUGCACCAUCUCCAGGUACCUAUGGCUACAAGGUUUGUGGUAACUGUUGACGUACAGUAAGUUAGCAAUCAGAAUUACUAUUAGCUUAGAUAACAUGGGGUAGAGGGUAGUGGCACUGUGGUCUGAGUAAGCAUUUUUUCCCCCUCUUACUGAAAUAGUUUCUGUCAUUGCUCCAUGGGCUGAAUGAAUCCUUGCUUCACACUUAAAAGGAAUAGUUCACCCAAAAUAUUUUUCAUGUCAGAUGCAUAUAGACAGACACACCACUUUUUAGACAUAAAAAUGUCUAACUUUGAUUUGGGACAGAAUAUCCCUUUUAACUUUAACUUUCCUUUGUCCUCAGGCCAUGGAGGACACCAUGCAGAUAGACGAGAAGAAAUUCCGCUUCCUCAUCGACGGCUUCCCCCGAAACGAAGACAACCUCCAGGGGUGGACCACUGUCAUGGACGGGAAGGCUGACGUCAAAUUUGUGCUUUUCUUUGACUGUAGUAAUGAGGUAAUAAUACAUAUUGGGGGGAGGAUCUCCAAGAGGAAGGGGAGGGGACAAAGUGGGAGGUGCAAAAUCAUUGGAAGGGAAAGCUAUACCUCAGAUAUGUAAGACACAUUUGGAGUACGACCUCCUAGUGUUAAUAUCGUUAUUGCUUGGCUGAUUGUGUAAUGUUUUAAUGCUGAGAGCUCUGUGUUUGCUUGUUUACAGGUCUGUAUCAACCGAUGUCUAGAAAGAGGGAAGAGCAGUGGGCGGACCGAUGACAACAGAGCGAGCCUGGAGAAAAGGUAGAGUCCAAACUCUAAGGCUUUCCAUGAUCACUGACCAUUGACCUAUUUAAUAUGAACUGGAACUCUCAAAAGGGGACACAGCUCUUGGUCAUAAAAAAAAGGGUAUGGUGCCAUUUCCUGGUUUCUAAAAUGUUCGCCUGAUUUCAGUUCAUGCGACACAACAAGCAAAGUGUAUAGAAUCAUUGUACCCUCUAAACCGCUGUGAAAUAUAGUUUCAGUCAUCAAAAAUACUGUAUUUUUUGCAGUUGUAAGGUGAUGUACAAAACCGAAAGUAAUAAGAAGCAAAAACAAAACUUACGGAGGGGAAGCAUAGAAAUAUUGCAUAUACAACGGAUCUACCAUUCAUCAGACUUGCUUUCAAUGAGUGUGACAGAUCUAUAACCUGUAUUUCUGUCUGAAAUCAGUCGGGUUGUACACAAAACGACAUAAUGGACCUUUAAUAAUGGACUUCUAGUGAAAAAAACAUUGCUUUUGAGAUUGCGAUUUUCAGUCCCACCUUGACCCACCCCUAAAAGUAAAAUACACUGGAGCAUGUUUUAGCUUGGCUGUAUGUACUUGUAUGACUGUGACCCCAUUUUGGGUCUCCUCUGAGUCCUGGUCAGCCCUGUUUCUGAGCCUCCUUUUCCUCCCCUGAAGGAUCCAGACCUACCUGCAGUCGACACGGCCCAUCAUCUCACUGUAUGAGAAACAGGGCAAGGUGCGCACCGUGGAUGCCUCGUGCGGUGUGGACGAGGUAUGCAAAGGAUUAUACAGCACUGCGCCAUUGAAGGCACACAUGAUGGGCAGUUGGAAUACACUCACUAAUACAAACGUAUUCACUCUUACUUGUCCUAUAUUUGAGUGUUAAUUCCCUCUAAGUUGUUUCCUUCCCUAUUGGUUUUCUCUCUGUUCUCCUGCACCCUCUGGCAAUCACACACUUGUCUUUCAGGCCAUUGCACACAAAAAACACAAAGGUGAGUCUUUUGUUUUCUCUAAUGCAUCUCUUUCUCUCUCUCUGUUUCAGGUGUUUGCCGACGUCAAAACCAUCCUGGACAAAGAGGGUUGAAAUUCCGCCAACUGCCAACAACUGUUACAUUCACAGUUACGUUUAGUUUGUCUUUUUAUCAACUGCAGCAACAGUUUACUUUUUACAUUCUUUUUUUUUGUCAGUGCUGAGCUGCUCGUCCAAGGGUGUGUGUGUGUGAGUGAGUGUGUGUGUAAGAGUGAAUAAGAUAGGUAGCAAGAUGCUCUGCUGACAAACCUCACAUGCGCAGAGGGUUUCACUGUGGUAGUCGUACACCAACUGACAAGCCUGUCAUUGUAGUCGUGGGCCUUUGCAUAGGGACAAGACUAAUAGAAUUGCUCUUAGCUUGGUGAGGCACUUCCUUUUGUUGUCAAGCAGAGGCAUAUAUAUAGUGCUGUAUGUUAGCUAAAUUAAUUUUUUUGUGAUAAAAUCUGUGUAC